UAUCAUUCGUUUCGAGAUCUAUUACGGUUUACCUCUAAAACCGUACCUAACACUUUAUGGUGUGCUUCUUGGAUUACACUGUUUUUAUGUGAACUCUGAUGACUUUUGUGGACUUUAGUGUGCCAGUGUGUGCUCUACACUGUUUACCUGGACUGCACUCAUCUGAGGUCACGUCUGGACUAAAAAUCCAUGAAUAGCAUUUCCUAGGACUUGCCCAUUCACCUGUCGCACCAGCAGAGGAGGCAGAGGAUCAAAAGAUGGCUCCCUUUUCCUCCUCCUCGCAUUCGGCCUCCUCCUUCACUUCCCUUUUGUCUUCAGGCCUCAUGUCCCCCGCAGGGGACUCAGCAGCGCUUGGUUUGAACCCCGCUAACAUCCCAGCUCUGGACGUCAAACUGGGAGCUCUGGUUGUUCUUCUGUCUGUCACGCUGCUCUUUGGCUUUGCUCCUCUGUGCAUCGUCCCUUGGGGGGGGCGCUGCAGAGUGGACCCAGAUUUGCGUCGCAGGCUCUUAAGUCUGAUCAGCUGUUUUGCCGGAGGAGUUUUCUUGGCCACUUGUCUUUUGGACCUGCUGCCGGACUACCUAGAGGACAUCAAUCAGGCCUUUACCAAGGCAGGGAUCUCGCUUCAGUUCCCUCUUCCAGAAUUCAUAGUGGCUAUGGGCUUCUUCCUGGUCUUGGUGCUCGAGCAAAUAGUCCUGACCUUCAAGGACCAGUCAUUCUCCCACGUGGAGGAGCGUCGUUCUCUGUUGGUAGAAUCCAGCAUCCAGGCAAACGAAGGAAUCCAUCAUCACCACCGUCGAGGAUCGGAUGAUGACGACGACAGCGGUCACUUCCACGUGGACUUCAGCUCUCAGUCUGCCCUGCGGGCCUUCAUUCUGGUCUUCUCCCUGUCCCUGCACUCCGUGUUCGAGGGUCUGGCUGUGGGUCUUCAGGAAGAAGGUAAGGACGUGAUGGAGAUCUGCCUGGCGCUGAUCAUCCAUAAGAGCAUCAUCUCCUUCAGCCUGGCCUUCAAGCUGUCUCAGAGUCGUCUGCGACGCACUGUCGUGGCCGGAUGCCUCCUGCUCUUCGCCGUCAUGUCACCGAUAGGCAUCGGCCUGGGUAUCUUACUGACGGACACCAGGGGGCAUCCUCAGCACCAGCUGGCUCGCAGCGCCCUGGAAGGUCUGGCUGCAGGGACCUUCAUCUACAUCACCUUCAUGGAGAUUCUGCCCCAUGAGCUCAGGUCCCACAAGCACCGUAUGCCUAAGGUGGCCAUGCUGCUGCUGGGCUUUGCCGUGGUCACAGCCGUGCUUUUUGUCAAACUGUAGCUAUGGAAACACCAGAUGACCAUAGUUCUGUUUGACCUGACAGUCCGGAUGUAAAUGUUUUAAAUGGACAAACUGUUUAUGGGUACGAAAAUACUACGUCUAGCACAUCUCACAGUUUAGCUCCAUUCUAGUGGCAGUGUGGUUCACUUUUAAACGGAGGGUUGGGAGUUCAAUUUCUAAACUGUGUUAAUCUGGCAAAGCCAGAUGAUAGAAGACCUUUUUCCAGAAACGUUUGUGAUCUUCCUUAAGAAACUGAAAAGGUCAUGUGAUGCACUUAUUUUAAGGAAAAGGAGGUGUUAGAUUCUACAGACCAAAGAUGAAGACAUUCGUCCUGGAUGUUAUCAACCAAAGGUUUAAAUUUCUGAUGGUCUGGAGGACCAUUAGUAGACAUGAUAUAGAUGAUGCGACAAGACAUUUUCUGGAAACUAAUUUUGCACAAAUUAAAAAUCUGUGGUACCUAAACCCCGGUCUGGGGACCAGUGCCGGUCCGUAGGUCAUUUGGUACCAGGACACAGUAAAAAAAAAAAA
Messenger RNA from Cynoglossus semilaevis (tongue sole), 1832 nucleotides. RefSeq names its product zinc transporter ZIP1. The transcript has 4 exons. Gene Ontology annotation, biological process: zinc ion transmembrane transport. The record is from RefSeq and is a predicted model, not a curated record. Bases 258 to 1304 code for a protein of 348 amino acids. Gene Ontology annotation, molecular function: zinc ion transmembrane transporter activity. Lineage: Eukaryota; Metazoa; Chordata; Actinopteri; Pleuronectiformes; Cynoglossidae. Gene Ontology annotation, cellular component: plasma membrane.